Molecule: messenger RNA, 1004 nt
Organism: Panicum virgatum (switchgrass)
Lineage: Eukaryota; Viridiplantae; Streptophyta; Magnoliopsida; Poales; Poaceae
Exons: 1
Coding region: 401-931 (176 amino acids)
Source: RefSeq, a predicted model, not a curated record
AAAGUUCGUUACCGGUGGCAGAUAGUCCCUCCGUUCCACAUCGAUAAACAGCUUAUCAUGCUGCAUCUCCUGCUCACAAUCAGCUACUCUCGUUUCCCUCCCUCGCCUUUAUUUGCAAGUGGUGGCCGAGUGAUGAGAAUCAGAAUGGAAGUCGCGUGAGCCGUGACCUUCCGCUUGCUUUGAUCAUGCAUAUAUCUCCAUCGAUCACAAGCUCCACCACCUUCGCGUUGCUUGUCACCUCCACCCACUUGUAAAGCUCCUCCGCUUUUUCUGCCCUGGCCUGUCUCUUCCUAUCCCUUCUCCCCCCUGCUGCUCUCUCUCUCUCUCUCUCACUCUCAUCUGUUUCUUUCUUGCUCCUUGGAUCGAGGCAAAAAGCGAGCGAGGGCAAUAUAUAUCAAGGAUGGCGAUGGCCGAUCACGAGGCGGUGGCCUUCAGCAGCGGCGCCUCGCUCCUGGUCUGGGACUGCGGCAGCGCGCUCUACGACUCCUACGAGCUCGCCGCCUUCACGCGCCAGCUCGACGCCGCUGUGCUCGCCUGCGGCCGGUCGCUCUCCAUGCCGCACCUCCCGUCCGCAGCACCGCCGCCGCCGCCGCCGCCGGACGACGCCCAGCUGCAGGGGGCCGGCCGGCGCCGGAGGAGGCGGCGCCUGCCCGCGCUGCUCCGGAGGCUGUUCUCCAAGUUGCUGCGGCUGCGGCUGCCGGCACCCGGCGCGGGGCGGGGCGCGGCCUACCGGACGGGGGAUGACGGAGCCGGCGGGUCGCCGUGGUCCGGCGCCCUGACGUCCAUCCCGGAGGAGCAGAGCUCCAGCAGCGCUGAGAUGGGGUCGUCCCCAGUGGAGCCCGGCACGAGAGCGCUGCGGAAGACGCAGUCGGAGCGCUUCGUCGGCAGCAAGACGGCGUCGUCGGUGGUGCAAUUCGAGGUCGUCUUGUAGCUAUAUGCAAGUAUUCAGUGUAGUAGUGUGUUUAGCACUGUUUGUAUAAACUAUGGUGGCAACAAAUUAAAUG